GAGGAUGGGUGAAGAAUAAGAAGCCACAGUUUCGAUAAUUUUGCGGUUAAAAUGGCGUCUACGAUGCUAUAAAAUGCAAAACCCUUCGGCCGAUCAUUUCAUUUCCCUAAAGUUGGUAACGAAAUCUCGUUAAUAUCUAUCACUGAAUCCCUAAAAUUGAUGUGAAAUUAGCAUUCUUCCCAGACAUGUCUACUCCUGAUUUGUAAUCAAAGUCGCAUUCGAGUAAAAUCAAUCAUGCGGUGGCUAUUGCGGCGGAGCAGCGACGUUGCGCUGAUCGGCGGAACGUCAAAAUUAGGGUUUAAUGAGUUCCGAAGAACGGUGGUUUCGACCUGUAGAGCGGUGCUGGUGCCGCGGUUCGGUGGGGCGGAGGUACUGGAGCUCCGGGAGGAUGUGAUAGUUCCUGAUCUCAAGCCGAAUGAGGUCCUCGUCCGCGCUCGCGCAGUUUCCGUCAAUCCGCUCGACUGUAGAAUUCGUGCGGGCUAUGGCCGUUCACUGUAUGAAUCACUUCUUCCACUGAUAAUAGGCCGUGAUGUUAGUGGUGAGAUUGCAGCUGUUGGCAAUUCGGUACGGUCACUCAGAGUUGGGCAGGAAGUGUUUGGUGCUCUUCAUCCUACGGCAGUGAGGGGAACUUAUGCUGAUUAUGCUAUUCUUGCAGAAGAUGAACUUACCCCAAAGCCAGAAACAAUUUCACAUGUGGAAGCUAGUGCUAUUCCUUUCGCUGCCCUGACUGCUUGGCGUGCACUGAGAAGUAUAGCAAGAAUAAAGCAGGGGCAAAGAGUGUUAGUGGUGGGCGGAGGUGGAGCUGUGGGCUUUUCUGCAAUUCAGCUAGCAGUGGCUGCAGGAUGUCAUGUCUCCACAACUUGUGGAGGGGAAAGUAUAGAGCAUAUAUUGGCUGCUGGUGCUGAGCAAGCUGUUGAUUUUACCACUGAGGGCCAUGAACAAUCAAUAAAGGGUUAUUUUGAUGCUGUACUGGACACAGUCGGCAUACCCGAGACAGAAAAAAUGGGUAUUAACCUUUUGAAGAGAGGAGGGCAUUACAUGACAUUGCAGGGAGAGGCUGCGUCUUAUGCUGAUACCUACGGACUAACAGUGGGCCUUGCUAUGGCGACAACAGUUCUAAUGAAGAAGCAAAUCCAGUGUCGCAUUUCUCAUGGAAUAGACUAUCAAUGGGCCUAUAUGAGGGCUGAUGCUGAAGGUUUAGAUGAAAUUAGGCGGCUAUCUGCAAGUGGCAAGCUAAAGGUACCCGUAGAAAAGACAUAUCCAUUCACACAGGUGAGAGAGGCCCAUGAGGGAAAGGAUAAGAGGAUCGUUACUGGGAAAGUUGUUCUAGAACUCAAUUAGCUGAGACAUACCAUGCCAACAAGCCUGAUAUUCCCUUCCUUAACGUGGCGGGCAAUCUAUUAUUCAUCAGUUGCACAAAGAUUACAGGAAGUUGGAAAUCUCAAUCUGUACAUCUCUCAGCUGUAGCUUUCAUGUUUGAUCGUAGAGAAUGAAUAAAAUGCAAUAUGAGUGGUAACGAGUAAGGUUUUGGCACCCCCUCUCCCCCCUUUCAAAUGCAGUUUGAGUAUAAUAGUCACCAAGUGAGAAUAAAGUGAUAGACAAGUGUGUCUCUUAAAAUGUUUUUGAUGCUCAAAUUUGAGUAUGGGAGUGGCAUGCUUUCAUUAGGCAA
This is a messenger RNA of Salvia hispanica, 1669 nucleotides long. Its product is annotated as GroES-like zinc-binding alcohol dehydrogenase family protein. Gene Ontology annotation, molecular function: oxidoreductase activity. The record is from RefSeq and is a predicted model, not a curated record. NCBI's taxonomy places the organism in Eukaryota, Viridiplantae, Streptophyta, Magnoliopsida, Lamiales, Lamiaceae.